AUGAUUUCCCCAGACCCAGUACCCGAGCUAGAAGCACGGCUAGUCCCCGCCCGGCCAGCGCACUAUUACCCGUCUAAGCAUUCUGCUCCCGCGGUACCAAGACUGUCUCCCCCGCACUCUGCUAGCCCCAAUACGGUAUUCCCCCGAUGCCCGGCCGUACCUCGCUCUGGAAACCUGCGUACCAGCUUCGAGGUUGACGGAUACGAGGAGGCAAGGACAGGUGAAAAGGACGACGACGACGACGAAGAAGAAAACGGCAAUAUGGCGAGAACACAGCGCGACGAAGAAGAUCGUGGUGCGGUGGCGCCCACGGGCGAAUUCGAUACCAAUGUGAUUGCGCCUGCUGAGGCGCCGAAACGAUCACCAUGGAAGGCGUGGUUGUAUCUCUGGGAAUGGUAUCCGAAGCAUUAUCCUGCCGAGGAGAGAAAAUUGCUUCGGAAGAUGGAUGCGUUUCUUUUGACGUUUUGUUCGCUCAUGUUCUUCCUCAAAUGGCUCGAUUCCUCCAACAUCAACAACGCCUACGUCUCUGGCAUGAAAGAAGAACUCCACCUCAACGGCAAUCAAUACUCCCUCUUCAGCACCUUCUACAACGUCGGCUACCUCGUCUUCCAAGUCCCCUCGCUGCUCCUGCUCUCCCGCCCCAAACUCGCAAAGUACUACCUACCCACCAUGGAGGUCCUCUGGUCCAUUGUCACCUUCACGCAGAGCCAGAUGCGCAACGAGCGGGACAUCUACGGCACCCGGUUUUUGCUGGGUGUUUUGGAGACGCCCGUGGCGAGUGGGACGACGUAUGUGCUGGGCUCGUGGUAUAGGCCCGAGGAGGUGUUUAAGAGGACGGGCGUCUGGUUUGUGAGUAAUAAUAUCGCCGUCAUGUUUGGCGGGUAUUUGCAGGCCGCUGCGUAUAAGAAUCUUAAUGGAGUCUCAGGCAUGGCCGGUUGGCGAUGGCUCUUCAUCAUCGACGGUAUCAUCAGUCUGCCAAUCGCCCUCGCCGGCUUCUUCAUCUUCCCCGGUCUCCCAAGCAGCACGAAACCAUGGUGGCUCACGCCCAAAGAACACCAACUCGCACGCACACGCAUGGUGUCCGCGGGCAUCGCACCGAGCAAAGAACUCAGCUGGACGGUUGCAAAGCGCACGUUUAAGCGCUGGGAGUUCUAUAUGGGCGUUCUGUGCUACACAUUCUUCCUAUCCUCCUCUUAUCCUCACGGCCAAAUGGCCAUCUGGCUCAAAGACCUCGCCGCCAAACAUCCAGGCGCCUACACAAUCCCGCAGAUCAAUGAGAUUCCCACGGGCGCACAAGGUGUCUCCGUCGUCGCUGCCCUACUCGCAACGUCGCUGUGCAUGGUCUAUCCCUUAUGGUCCAUCUUCAGCAUUGUACAGACAAUCUACAUCAUCGCCAACAUCUCGCUCUUGGUCUGGAACCUUCCCAAGGGCUAUCACUGUGAGUUUCAUCUCUUUCUCAAAGUCAAAAGAAGACAUUUCCAUGUUUCCCUUACGACCACUCGAGAGACUACUAACCAAGGAAUGAUGACAGUCGCAUGCUACUACCUCCUCGGCGUCUCAGCAGCCAUCACCCCAAUCCUCAUGCCCUUUGUCAACAUGGCGCUACGGGACGACGCCGAAGCGCGCGCCGUGACCGUGGGCGCCAUGUUGACCGCCGGUUGGGCCGUCUACUCCUUCUACCCCAUCACCGUGUUCCCCAUCGUCGAGGGGCCCAGGUGGACAAAGGGAUACGCGGUGAAUAUUUGCUUCAUCGUCGGUUGCUGGGUCACGUUCCUGGUGAUGCAGUAUAUGUACAAGAGGAGCGAGAAGAGGAAGCAGGAUAUGAUGAUUACGGACAUGGGCAAGGGUGAGGAGGAUCUGAGGGAGGUGGAUGCGGAUACUAAGGGGGGAACUGAGGUGGAGCAUGCAGAGGUUAGACGGUGA
Messenger RNA from Plenodomus lingam JN3, 1923 nucleotides. Lineage: Eukaryota; Fungi; Ascomycota; Dothideomycetes; Pleosporales; Leptosphaeriaceae. The record is from RefSeq and is a predicted model, not a curated record.